CAACCUCUCGACCAAUUGAAUGCGUUGUUAUUAAUUCGUCAUAGAUACCACAAAGUUUCCAAAAUGGGGCUAGAAAGUACCAUGGUGUGCGUGGACAAUAGUGAGUACAUGCGAAAUGGAGACUUUCUACCCACCAGACUUCAGGCACAGCAAGAUGCUGUCAACAUUGUCUGCCACUCCAAAACGCGCAGCAACCCGGAAAACACCGUUGGCCUUAUCACAAUGGCCAAUAACUGUGAGGUUCUUUCCACACUGACGCCGGAUGCAGGCCGCAUCCUGUCCAAGCUGCAUGCUGUCCAGCCCCGUGGUCAGAUCUGCUUCUGCACUGGCAUCAGAGUGGCCCAUCUUGCUCUUAAGCACAGACAGGGAAAGAACCACAAGAUGAGGAUCAUUGCAUUUGUGGGAAGCCCCGUUGAAGACAGUGAAAAAGAUCUUGUUAAAUUGGCCAAGCGUUUGAAAAAGGAGAAGGUGAAUGUGGAUAUCAUCAAUUUUGGAGAAGAGGAGCUAAACACAGAAAAGCUGACUGCCUUCAUCAAAACGCUGAAUGGGAAUGAGGGGACUGGCUCCCACCUGGUAACUGUUCCCCCAGGGCCCAGCCUGGCCGACGCCCUACUCUCCUCCCCCAUUCUGGCCGGAGAGGGUGGCUCCAUGAUGGGCUUGGGCGCUAGCGAUUUUGAGUUUGGUGUAGACCCCAGCGCAGACCCAGAGCUUGCACUGGCCCUGCGUGUGUCCAUGGAGGAGCAGAGACAGAGGCAAGAGGAGGAGGCUAGAAGGGUGACUGCUGCCUCUGCCACCGAGGCUGGCAUACCCACUCCCACUCAAGAUGAAUCUGAGGAGGCUUUGCUGAAGAUGUCAGUGUCUCAGCCGGAGACGGGACCGGCAGCACUGCCUGACUUCAGCAGCAUGACUGAGGACGAGCAGAUAGCCUAUGCCAUGCAGAUGUCCUUGGCUGGAGGAGUAGAGUAUGGAGAUGCUAUGGAAACAGGAGCCUCCAUGGACAUUGCAGAGUCAGCUAAAGAGGAGGAUGACUAUGAUGUCAUGCAGGAUCCAGAGUUCCUCCAGAGCGUGCUGGAGAACCUGCCGGGGGUCGACCCCAACAACGAGGCCAUCCGCAAUGCCAUGGGCUCUCUGGCUUCCCAGACUGGUAACAAGCCAGACAGCAAGAAGGACGAGGAGAAAAAGAAAUAAAGCAGGGGCCAGAUAGAUACCUAUGGAAACAAUUUAAAUAAUAGACUAGUGUGCAUAUAGUAGACAGCCAUAGACUGAAACUCUGAAAAUGUACAUACAAAUAGAUGGGACUUCUGAUCUGCCACACAUGUGUCAAACACCUGCAUUACAUGAAAACCAUAAACAGAAUUUCCUAAACAGACAAUUGUAUUUUUUUCUUUAUCAACUGCCUCUGUUUGUUGAUUGAUUGAUUUGAUCUGUUGGUAUUAAGUCCAUGGACUGAUUCAAGACAGCAAUGUGAGAAAGGGAUAACACUGGGUUGAUGCCAUGGAUUUCUGUAGCAUCAUUUUUGUAAUAAAGCACCAAGAUGGAGUUAGUCUAUUAUUAUCAUCCCAUGUUUAUAUUUACCGAUUGACAGAUUAAUCUUGUGAACUGGGUACGUGAUGACAGGUCCCCAAGAUUGUAAAUCUAAAAGUCCUUUUAUUUACAUGGUUGUUUUUCUAUUGCAAUAAAAAUAUUGGUUUCUGGCA
Molecule: messenger RNA, 1697 nt
Organism: Hypomesus transpacificus
Lineage: Eukaryota; Metazoa; Chordata; Actinopteri; Osmeriformes; Osmeridae
Product: 26S proteasome non-ATPase regulatory subunit 4-like
Exons: 10
Coding region: 64-1188 (374 amino acids)
Biological process (GO): proteasome-mediated ubiquitin-dependent protein catabolic process
Cellular component (GO): cytosol; proteasome regulatory particle, base subcomplex; nucleus
Molecular function (GO): polyubiquitin modification-dependent protein binding
Source: RefSeq, a predicted model, not a curated record